CCAGCCUAGCUCAUCACCAGAUCUGAUCAGUGCUCAACUAGAUCAUCACUCUGAAGACCUCCAGAAGCUCUCUUCCAGAUCAACUCUGCUUUGAAGCCAAGAACCUUCUACGAUGCAUAUUUUCGUUGCCCUCAUGUUUGUGGCUGCUGCCACGGCAGAACUCGCCCCACUUCUCGAGAACUCUGAACCUAUCCCGGGAAAGUACAUCAUCAAACUCCGCGAUGACACCAAUCUUGAUGAAAUCGCUUCUACCGUUCGUCUCUCUGGUGGGAAAAUAGGCCAACUUUUCCGACGCGUCCUGAAUGGCUUUGCUGCUGAUCUUUCAGAUGAUGUCCUCGAUAUCGUCCGUAGACUUCCCGCCAUUGAGUACAUUGAACAGGAUGGCGUCUACCGUAGUCAGGUUACAUGGGGUCUAGACCGUAUCGACCAAAGGAGUCUCCCUCUUGACAAUAGCUAUAGUCCACGUGGCACUGGAAGUGGAUAUACUGUGUGGGUAAUCGAUACCGGCGUUCACGAUUCACACAGUAACUUUGGUGGUCGUGCACAGCAAUUAGUCAACUACGCAAAUGGUGGAAACGAAGAUUGUAACGGGCAUGGAACCCACUGCGCUGGAACAGUUGGUUCCAAUACCUAUGGUGUAGCGACGGGGGUACAAAUCAAGGGAGUCAAAGUCCUUGGCUGUUGGGGAUCGGGCAGCACUUCCGGUAUUGUCUCAGGUUUGGAAUAUGUUGCUGCCAACAAACAGGGAGACAAAAACGUUGCCUCAAUGUCACUUGGAGGAGGAAUCUCUUUAACUCUUGACAAUGCUGUCAAGAGUCUUAUUUCUGAUGGGGUUCCAACCGCCGUGGCUGCUGGUAAUUCUAAUGAGGAUGCCUGCAGCACUUCCCCUGCUCGUGCUUCUACGGCAAUUACAGUUGGAGCUACAGACAACUCCGACACACGAUCCUCAUUUUCCAACUACGGUAGCUGCUUAGACAUUUUUGCUCCAGGUACUGAUAUCACCUCUACAUGGAUUGACUCUAAUUAUGCUACCAAUACCAUCAGUGGAACUUCGAUGGCCUGCCCACAUGUUGCCGGUGCCAUUGCCCUUUUUGGAUCGGAUACUUCUUCCAUGAUAAGUGAUGCUUCUUCUUCUAAGAUCAGUGAUGUAGGAAGUGGUAGUCCAAACAAACUUCUCUACGUCGGUUAGAUGACAGAGUACGGCCGGUUCCAAGCGGAAUGAAGAUUUGUGGAACAUGAAAUUUAACAAAAUAGUUAGAUUUGUUUUAAAAUAACCAUCUGAAUGUUUGAUUAUUUCAGAAGUUAAUCAAUUACACGACACAUAUAACAUAAAUGACUUCACAAAAUGCUCUUUCCCGCAAUAGGUAAAACUUUAUCUAGAUAUCAAAUGUAAACGUUGGGGAAACUGGUGUGUGUUGUUUAACAUAUUUUAAGAUUCUUUUUUUCUUUCUUGACGUGCAAUAUGUCCUAGUCAGUCAUUGUUUUCUUUUUAAAAGAUAUCCUAACACUGCACCGAAAAUAUGAGAUUGGCCAUGAUGAAAAUAUUAAAAUUAUGCCAUCUCGAAAAUCCGAAUUUCCAUAUUGUCUGUUUGCAUCAAUAGAACGAGAAUUGUAAAAAUAUUUUCUCCGUGGUAUAGUAAUAACAUCAUCUUCAUUAGACAGUCAAUUAGUUUGUAUUCAUUUAUCAUCAACAGCACAUAUGGUCUCCUCUAAGAAGAGACAUUCAAUGAACUAAAUGACUUUUUGGAGAAUAUUCACGACUCAUUACGCCUUUCACAUGUUCUCCUCAUCAACCACACCAAGUUAGCCCCCAAUAAUUGCCGAGAAUUAGAUUGUCAAUACUAUCACCUGAAAAAUGUUAUCGAAUUAUUAACAAUUAAAACCUAAAUCGUUCUGCA
Messenger RNA from Lytechinus variegatus (green sea urchin), 1898 nucleotides. Its product is annotated as aqualysin-1-like. The transcript is spliced from 10 exons. Gene Ontology annotation, biological process: proteolysis. The record is from RefSeq and is a predicted model, not a curated record. NCBI's taxonomy places the organism in Eukaryota, Metazoa, Echinodermata, Echinoidea, Temnopleuroida, Toxopneustidae. Bases 113 to 1189 code for a protein of 358 amino acids. Gene Ontology annotation, molecular function: serine-type endopeptidase activity.